Fusarium oxysporum Fo47 is the source of this 336-nucleotide messenger RNA. RefSeq lists its product as uncharacterized. The record is from RefSeq and is a predicted model, not a curated record. Gene Ontology annotation, molecular function: oxidoreductase activity. NCBI's taxonomy places the organism in Eukaryota, Fungi, Ascomycota, Sordariomycetes, Hypocreales, Nectriaceae. The transcript is spliced from 2 exons. The coding region runs from base 1 to 336 and encodes 111 amino acids.
AUGGCUCACUCAUUCACCUGGCGCCUCAAGAUCCUCUAUCCAAGCGAAGCUGAAUUUGAUUACGAAUAUUAUACGACGAAGCACAUGCCCAUGUUUGAACAGGCUGCGGGGACCGUGCUUCUAAACUGGAACGUGGUGAAGCUCGUCGGUGAUAACGUGCCGUUCCAGAUCCAGACGACUUUCACGUUCAGCUCGAGCGAGGGCUUUGAUGCGAUCAUGGCUGGUCCUUGGGGCGAGAAGUUGUUCGCAGACAUUAAGAAUUUCUCAUCCAUGGACCCUCUCAUCAUGAAACAUGGGGAGCGGUUGGAGAAGAAGGAUAUUGCCUUGGAAUAUUAG